This is a messenger RNA of Hibiscus syriacus, 978 nucleotides long. Its product is annotated as protein LSM12 homolog. Bases 80 to 607 code for a protein of 175 amino acids. Lineage: Eukaryota; Viridiplantae; Streptophyta; Magnoliopsida; Malvales; Malvaceae. The transcript has 4 exons. The record is from RefSeq and is a predicted model, not a curated record.
AAGUUCAAAAAUUGGAAUGAAAUUUGCAAAAUAAGAAGAAGAAAGAGUAGCGGUGAGCAGAGGGAGUUGAAUCAAAGGGAUGGAAGGUGAGGAAUUCGCAGUGGGUUGCUUGCUUUCAAUCAAGACGACUUUGGGCGACGAAUUCGAAGGUCAAAUCAUAAGUUACGACCGCCUCUCCAACAUCCUCCUCCUUCAAGAGGGUUUGGAAUCAGGACCCAGAAGGAACAUUCGAUUGCUCAAGGCUAAUUACAUCAAAGAGUUCUCUUUGUUGCGUCAAGACGAAGAUCCACUUGAUGUCAAGAAAUGCUUUUUGGACCUCACUAGCCUUCAAGCAAGGGAAGAUUCUGCUGUUAGACAAGCCGAGGCCGAUUCUGAGAGGUUUGGUGUUGGAGUUACCAGUGAGGCACAGAACCUUUUUGAUGCCUUGUCUAAAACGCUUCCUGUUCGCUGGGACAAGACCUCCAUUGUUGUAAUGAAUGAGGUGCGUGUAAGCAGUCCAUAUCUCCCUGAGUGUGUUAGUGGAGGAACUCCUGCAGCCAAUGAACGUGUGAAAAAAGUGCUGGAGCUUGAAAGGAAGAGAAUGCAAACUCGUGGUACUAGCCAGUGAAGAACUCUCAUUUGUGCUGUUCGAAGGUCAGAGAAAGCAAAAUGUGUUAUGCUUGGUAUUAUCGUGGUAGUUCUUUGGCCUCAGAUUUUCUUAUUUUAUUGAAAGAACGUAAACAAAUGCCUGAUUACUGAAUUGUUAGUCCUAAUAGAAUGCAACAUCUACCUUUUUUGGAUGAUCUGGUUGGUAAUGAAGCCAGUACAAGUAGGGGGAAGUUGGGUUAUCGUUUUGGUUUAUUCAAAAUUUUUCUUUAUAACUCAUUCCCAGCUGCUCUAGGUAUAUGCAUUUCAGGCUUAUCAUAACAUUUCUCUUUUCUGAAAGGUAAUAGGAGGAAUUUGAUCGGUAGUGUGUGUUGCAUGUAACCGAAGUUUUUA